GGUUCAAGGUUGACGAAGGCCUUUGCUGAAGUGUUGGAUGCCUGCAGUUUUGGUGACGAGGUGGUUUACCAAUGUCACAAUAUUAUUGUUUUUCUGUAAAAGCUGAGUUCGUUUUGGUGAAUUUUUGAACGGUCCCUCCUCAGCGCACGGAUGUAUUAUGCAUAGUCGGCCUUAUAGUUUUCAGGAACUAUAAUAUGCACGGUGUGAAAACAACACGACAUUUCAGUUUGUUGUGAAUGAUAUUGGAGAUCCAGAUGAUUACAUCUCGUCGCUCCACUGCCUCCCUGCUAGAUAAAUACCUAAAUUUAAAACAUCGGCAGAUCUGUUUUAAGUGCGACGUUGUCCAACGUUGCCUCAGCCCAAAGAUUGAAUAAAUUUGUGUGGUACAUCGGAGCAACCACAGAGCACGGGAGCAACUCGGACUGAUAAGCCCGGCUGGAUUUACUGAUGUUUGCUGGUCCACGAUCGAGGAAAGGGCUGAUGUUGUAGACACCAUGGAAAUUGAAAAGGUAGCAGCCCACAAUGCAGAUGCCUACAAUCCGGGAAGAGGUUCAGCCCAAAAACGAAAGAGGGACAAAGCACAAGAGCAACUGCGACACCGGAUGAGAAGACGGAACAAUGGUACCUCUUCCUCAAUGGUUUCAUCCAGACUGAAGAACUCCUCCCACAGCGGCAUGGGUGAAACCACUCAAGUACAAGGGGUGAAAACCGUGUGGCACACCAUAAAGAACAACUCAAAAGACGAAUGGCAAACCCAGGAAGCUCGUUAUAGUGCCCUCGCCCACCCAGAUAGGGUGACUGGUGGUGAAAAGAAGGCCAGGCAUGAGGUUGUACCAUUAGGGGAGCUGGUGGACAGGGUGAUGCAAAGAAGAGGUCACAUGAAAGACACGUCCCCUAUGACCAUCAGAGCCAUCAAACCCCCUGCACCACCGUAUGCGAUUCAACAGCCUUCUCUUAUCAGAAAAAUGGUACAUGUACAGCAGCCCAUCACCAAAAGAAAGCCCAAAAGUAGUGGACCAUAUGUUGUCGUCCUGAAACGAGACAUCUCAACUAAGAGCUCAGAUCCAGCCAUGAAUACCGGGUCAAAAGCUCUACCUCCAAUCAAACAGCAGAACAACUCAGAGGAUGUGGAGAUGGGGACAUGGAGACCAGAGCUUGAGACGAACCACAAACCCUACAUUCACCCAAAUGCAGAGGACAGGUCUGUGACAAACUAUCGGCUACAGAUGCAGCAAGCUAUUAAGAUAGCGGAGCUCAGAGGUGAUUUCACCACCAGUACUAAACCAAUGCACAAACAUGCACCUCUCCCUGCCAUCCAGGUCUCGUAUGAAGUAGAUGAGGAUCAGCCUCUAGAGACAAGUGUUAAGGUGGAACUUGACGUCGAUGCUACAACGGCAACAGAGGAACCGAUAAUUGUUGAACAGAAAGAAAAACAGGUGGAUAACCAGGAAAGUGUGAAGAUUGUAACCAAGGACUCAAACGUAUUAAAUCCCAACAGAUUUACAUCAAGCAAAGAGGUACUGACACAAAUGCAGGCACGGAAGCAAGCAAAGAGGAGGAAAAUCAAAGGGGAUGAUUUCAAGAAUCCGUUGAGAACUCGCAACAGGUACACUGCAAAGUCUAAACAGUUCAAAGCAGACAUAAACAAGGAACGGGAGCUGUCAAUGAUCCAGGAGGACCAGUCUUCGAUAAGUGACAGGCUGAGCAGAUUGUCUGCUGGGAGAACUAGUGUAGCCUCCUUCCGGAGUGUUGCUUCUCUCAAACGAAUUGAAGAAACUGAGGUACCAGGUGAUCGUACAACACGACCCCAAGCUGGUAGAAGUAGAGGUUUAAACAUCACUGAGACACCAACUAGAGGAGAUGAAUAUGAUACACAACCAUCAGCCGAAGAAGAUGAAAAUGAAAACAGUGACCAUGAGAGAGGUCUUAGUCCUACUGAGUACUCAUCUGAACAUUGCUCCAGCAACAAUAACAUUCAUGAUGCUAAACAUAAUAGUGAAACCAAGUCUGAAUCUGAACCUAGCAAGACCGACACAAUCAUAACAGACACUGAUAAACCCUCAACAAUGUCAAAAGAUGAAAGUAUUUGUCAGACUAGCUCUGUUGUUGUCCAAACGUCCUCUGAAAAAGAUCAAAAUAUGGUUUGGAUUCCUGGUAAAGGCAGCCCCUCACCAGACAGUUUCACGGACUCUGAAACGGAAGCCAGCAAUGAUGACCCAUCAACAUUUUCACAAAAUAAUAACGGUGAGUUUCAUAACUCAGACAGAACAGAUGAUUCUCUAGAGGGAGACUCAAAUAAGUCAAAUCGUACCAGUGAGAAUCCUGACAAAUCAGAGGAUGACUCGCUCGUUGUUAUGGACACUAUAAAGCAGCAAUCUGUAGAUCGGUUUAGAGAGGCAGACAGUCACCAGGGUAUCCCAGCUCUGGAGACCUUCGAUAGGAGAGACGUGAUCUUGCCGGCAGAGACUGUUCAAUAGGGGGAGGUCUUUUAUUUAUCUUAAUAGUGGCUGAUUCUUAUACAUGUACAUGUUUAGCGCAAAUUCAUUUGCACUCAGUGACGCUCAAGGCGCUUCAACAUUCACUAUUAUCCUGGUUUUGUUUGAGGAAGUUCACAUCAACUGCAACUUUCCCCACCCCAUCUAAAUCCAACAGCAUGAUUUGUUUGAUUCUGUUUGAAUGAGGAUUGCGAUCUAAACUGAUGACCCUUUCCAUGAGACCAGACUAUAAUUCGGGGCAGUCAUGGAAGUGCGCAUUUAAGUUGGUUGGAAAAAUAGCAUAUGCACUACCUUUUAGAGCAAAUUCACAGAUUAUAUCAGGGUAGAGAUUGUUCAGACUUCUCAAGUGCUUUGGAUACUGUUUCCUAAAGCUCCUUGGAAUCUAUAACCCCAGGGGUUACC
Messenger RNA from Asterias rubens (European starfish), 2897 nucleotides. RefSeq lists its product as uncharacterized. NCBI's taxonomy places the organism in Eukaryota, Metazoa, Echinodermata, Asteroidea, Forcipulatida, Asteriidae. The record is from RefSeq and is a predicted model, not a curated record. Bases 495 to 2477 code for a protein of 660 amino acids. The transcript has 7 exons.